CGUUUCCAAGCAGUGAAUAAAGAGCGACGGAGGAGAAGGCGUGAAAACUUGAUUCAUUAUGGUUCUUCAACAGUGCCUCGCUUGUAAUAGUUUGGUAAGUCCCGUCACAUUCUCGCCGUGAUUCUGGUUUUGCAAAAUCGAAUUUUUGGUCGUUGCUUUUGAAUUAGUGUGGAAGUCGGUGAUGUGAAUAUUAAUUCAUUUCUUUGGUCGAUUAAAUAAACAAACUGGCAAUUUCGCAAGAUUUAACGUCAGGCUUACGAAAUUUUCCAAAGCAGUCUUAUAAUGCGCUUAAAUCCUUUAAUCGAUAUAUAUUUUCUUUGCCCAAGGUGCGUACUAAACAGUAACACUACCAACUAGGUACAAGCCGCAAAAUAAUAACAUUGAUUUCCGUACGGAUAUUGCCUGUUAAAAUGAUACCGGGUCAGAAGCUCCCAAGAACUAUGCGGAAGCCGACAAGAUGUCUCGCUUAAGCCAUCACCGAUUCUGGAAGUGUUAUUCCAGUUAACUGUAGAGGUCGGAAUAGAUCAAAUAAUUUCAGAGAAGUUCUUUCAAACUUCCGUUUAAAAGCGACCAAUGCGUUUAAGUCAAAUUUUGAAUAAGGAUAGGAUUAUUGCAUGUAAUCUAUUGAUGAUCACGGUUAUGGUGAUUUUACGUUCGACCGAGUAUCUGAUGCAGGGAUACGACUGUUUUAGCGAAGCAGUCUACUCGAUCUAUUCUCACGAACAAGUCUCUAUUCCUCAGAUUACAGAAACAUCAAGAUCAUGUGUGUGUGGCCACGUAUUAGAAGAUGCGCAUCGCUUUAUCGGAGGCAAACGUUUUUCAGGUACAACUGAAUAACAUUCUUAUAAAGUGCGAGAUAGGACUUAUGAAUAGCCAUCGGAUAAAUCAAAAGCUCAGGGAGGUUUCGUUUUUGUUUAAUAAUCUGGAAAAUUCUUGUUUCUCUCAAUCAAUUUGUUCAGAAUAUCGAGCAGAACUCUGGAAAAUUCUUAUUUCUCUCCAUCAAUUUGUUCAGAAUAUCGAGCAGAACUUUACUCUCGUCUGGAGAGCAAAAGCAGGAAGAGAGAAGAACGUGAGAUCAAAGAGCAAGCAAAACUCCAGCUUGGAAGAAAGGUAUUAUUUCUAAAUAUGCGACAUGAGGAAUUAUGUAAACUACAGUAUUGUUUAUUUUCCGGAUCUAUUUUCUCGAAAUCUCGAAUCUCGGAAGACGUGACAGUCACCGGAGACGUGAGGUGAGCUCUGUUAGGAGGUCACGUUUCUACUUCCUUCUUCCUUCUAAGGAAUAUUAUCACGGAAUUAGUAAACAACCAAACACCGCUCCAGCAAUGUGGGCAUAAAAUCUCUCGCAACUGGAAAAUAAGUUAAAGGCAAGUUGUUGCGAGUUCAUUUGGUGUCAGACAGCAUUGCAGCUUACAGAGUAAACUUUGGCACUUGUUCGAACAUAAGCAUCUUACAUUGUGUAUCGCUAACUGUUUCCAAGAAACAAAGGACUGAAAAAACCAACCACAGGUAAUUUACAGCUGAAAGAUUUAGACUUUACGGUUUUAAAGUCUUGUGAGCCAAACGAAUGAACGAGAGUUGGAUGGAUGAUCGAUAGGUGAUGCAUUUUGUGUCUUUUAUGCUAAUCGAGGACAAAGUACAGUAAAUACAUAGAUUUAGUAGUAAUUGCGUGGUGUAAAUAGCUUGUUGAACAUUUUACAAUCGCUAGGAGGAGCGCCGUUGUGUUAUUUGAAAAGUGCAGUGGACUUGAGGAGUUCGCUGCCGAGGAACAAAUUCAUCUGAGCGCCAUAAUGACCUCUCGACUUCAAAUCCAUUUCUCUAAACCGCAGGUCACGCUUUUCAAAAAUGUAAAUUAACUUUAAUCGUCUUUUCGCAGAAUAUCAUGGCAGGAUCAGUGUCAGAACAACCAGGAUUCAAACCUCCCGUGAAAAGAAAGCCAUUAGCAGCAAGGAAAACAAAUAAGAAAAGACGAGUGAAGAGGGGAACGUCUCGAUUGCAAACAGGGCAGUCCGCAACUAAGCGGAAUGAUAGCAAAAGCAGUGUACCACCGGAACUUUUGUCAAGGCUUCCUGCUGCUCUGCAGGAGAUUAAUCGAAGAAUACUGGGACAGAACUUUAUGUGGUUAGCGUUACAACUGGACUGAAACGAAAACUCUUUUUUCGGCUUGCAAGUACAGAAGUCUGGAAAAUUUUAUUUGAAGACCGGAAGAUGAAUGCUAGGUGAAUCUUACCAAGUGGCUUUAAUAACAGGAAGACAUCGUAAUGGAAGCAGAACGUGAAGGAAUUUUAUGGUUUUGACCUGGAAAAGGCGGAUGCGAAAAAGAAUUGCUGAUAAAUAACCUAUGGGCACAGAGCCAAAUACAAAGUCAUAUUUUAGCUAUAAAGCUUUCAGAGAAAACUGCCGGG
This is a messenger RNA of Pocillopora meandrina, 2402 nucleotides long. Lineage: Eukaryota; Metazoa; Cnidaria; Anthozoa; Scleractinia; Pocilloporidae. The record is from the annotation of a GenBank genome assembly.